Messenger RNA from Guillardia theta CCMP2712, 579 nucleotides. RefSeq lists its product as hypothetical. The annotation marks the transcript as partial. The record is from RefSeq and is a predicted model, not a curated record. Lineage: Eukaryota; Cryptophyceae; Pyrenomonadales; Geminigeraceae. The transcript is spliced from 2 exons.
ACUACCGACGCUAAGCUUUAUGUGUGGGGAUACAACAUGUACGGGCAGAUCGGACUGGGAGCCAACGAUCCAAUCUUCUACUUGCUACCUCAGCUAGUGUCUGCUCCAUCAGGAGAGAAGUGGUAUUCCGUUGCUUGCGGGGGGCUACAUACGAUUGCCUCCACGGUCUCGGGGAAGGUGUACACAUGGGGGAUAAACAUCGCAGGUCAGCUGGGUCUGAAUCAAGAGGCCAUGUUGAGCCGAUGCCAAGGACCAGUCGCCAUGGACUGUCUGACUGGAAGGAGGGUGAUCCACGUUGCAGCUGGACAGCAGUUCUCUGCUGCUCUAGACGUGGAGGGGAUAGUUUGGCUCUUUGGCGAUAAUCAGUUCGGUCAGCUGUGUCAGGGACAGAGGGCUAGCUCCCUAGGUGGAAUAUCCAUCCCCAACUUCGUCACAUCCUAUCAGCCAGUUCGAGCCCACCUGCCUUCCGACGUAUUCAUUGUUGACGUCAUCGCCGGCUUCUUCCAUGUCGCCGCGAUCUCUGCCGAUGGUGGUCUGUUUCUCUGGGGGAGGAACAACAGGGGACAGCUCGGACGUGGA